This is a messenger RNA of Nicotiana tabacum (common tobacco), 3571 nucleotides long. The record is from RefSeq and is a predicted model, not a curated record. NCBI's taxonomy places the organism in Eukaryota, Viridiplantae, Streptophyta, Magnoliopsida, Solanales, Solanaceae.
AUGCAUAUUGCCUGCAAAUUAUUCCAAUCUAAUGUUUACCUUUUUACAGCUGUGAAGAAAGUGGACCUUGCUUCAAAAGAUAGGAUGAAGCCAAAGCUUGCUCCAAAAAGAAUCAUUGGAGCACAAGCCGGGAUACCAAAAAGUCAGCCAAAACAAAUUACUGGAACACAAAGAUUGGGAGGGUUGAAGCAGGAUAAGACACAAGUCACACAGCCUAUCACCAGACCUACAGAUGGAGCAUCAUUAAAGCCUCCAAAAAUUAGCACAAAGUCGCAACCUGUUUCUGCAGGUGUAUCCAAAAGGGCUUCUUUGGAUAUCUCACGAGUCAAAAUUGAUAAUAACAGCACGAAAACUAGUACAGCUUCUGUUAGAGGGGCUCAGACGCCAAAAGCAUCUGCCUCAAAUAAUGCUAGUAGGGUGUUACCGAGACCUGCUAUGUCUAUGAAGGCCCCUUCUGUCGGCUCUUCAGCUGCGAUGAGAAUACCUUCAACAAGAUCUUCAAGUGAUAGCUCUGGAAGUACUUCAUCGGACAAGACAGCUAAAUCUUCACUUCCUGCAGCGAGGAGAAAGGUGGAUAGCAGCAAACCUACUGCUCAACCUUCUGCAAGUGCAAAACUUAGAACCCCUUCAAAAGCUGCAUUGAAGAGUAAAGUACCGUCUGGGAAUUCUGCCGUCUCAGCUUAUCUGAUGUCCACUAAGAUCAACUCAAGCAUAUCGCCUGCUAGUUCUAUUAGCGAGUGGUCUUCAGCAUCAUCGUCAUCUUCUGCUGCCAUGAACCAAAGGUCAAGUAAUUUAAGGAUUAGCCUUGAUACCAGCUCCUGCAGAUCAUUUGACAGUGACACCUCAACUUUGGAUCUGAAGAAUCAUUUAAGUGAUCAGACCUCAAAUAAGCCCGAAAUUGUGGGAACACCUUUAACUAGAGGAAGUUUAAAGCAAGCAGGCACAAUAUCUCGUCCGGCCUCUAUGAAACCAACGGGACUGCGGAUGCCAUCUCCGAAGAUGGGUUACUUUGACGGGGUGAAGGCAGUCCAUACUCCUAAUGGUUCUCAUCCCAGUUUGUCUACUGUGCUGCCCAAGACUGAAGUUACGGUCUGCAGCCCAAACGGAAAUUCAAACAUGAAAGCUAAGAGUGUAAAAGUUCCACUUAGGGCAAACAGAAAGCCUGAAUCUCUGAAGCACCUCUCUCCUGUGUCUUCCUCAGACAAGUCAAAUGUUUCAGUUAAUCACUCUACUGCACUGCCCAAGACUGUAGCUACCAUCUGUAGCCCAAAAGGAAACUCAAACACGAAAGCAAAGAGUGUAAAAGUUCCACUUAGGGCAAAUAGAAGGCCUGAAAAUCUGAAGCACCUCUCUCCGGUAUCCUCUACAGACAAGUCAAAUGUUUCAGAUAAUCACCCUGGUGCUCCAAGUGAUAUUACUCUUAUUCCUGAGUUAUCUCUUGAAGUUCAUCAUGAAAUAAGUGGAGCAAAUACUUUGAAAAAUAUGGAUGUGGUGGCUGAAGAAGCUGAUCCAUUUGAAAACAUUCGAAGUGCUGGUUUGGUUGUUUCUGAGAGUGAAAACCAAGGCGCGGUGGGCAAUGAUGCAGGUGCUAGUUUGGUUGCAACUAAGAGUGAAAACCAGGGCGUGGCCAGCAAUGAUACAGGUGCUAGUUUGGUUGCAACUAAGAGUGAAAACAAAGGCGUGGCAGGCAACGAUGCAGGUGCUAGUCUGGUUGCAACUAAGAGUGAAAAUCAAGGCGUGGCCAGCAACGAUACAGGUGCUAGUUUGGUUGCAACUAAGAGCGAAAACCAAGGCGUGGUGGGCAAUGACACAUGUGCUAGUUUGGUUGCAAUUAAGAGUGAAAACCAAGGCAUAGCAAGCACUUUGAACAAUAAGGAAGUGUUGGCCGAAGGACCUGAUACAGUUGAACACGCUGCAGCUGAUGGUUUGGUUGGAAUUAAGAGUGAGAACCACGUCAUUGUGAGCAAUGAUACAGUUGUGAUUGAGAGUGGAAACCAAAGAGCAAGUACCUUGAACAAUGAGGAAGUUGUGCCUGAACGACCUGAUACAUUUGAACACGUUGCAGGUGAUGAUUUGGUUGAAAUUAAGGGUGAAAACCAAGUCAUUGCAAACAAUGAUAUGGAUGUGAUUAAGAGUGAAAACCAAAGAUUAGCAAAUUCUUCGAAUGAUAAGGAAGUUGCGGCUGAAGGACCUGAUUCAGUUGAACACGUUCCAGGUGAUGGUUUGGUUGCAAUUAAGAGUGAAGACCAAGUCAUGGCGAACAAUGAUGUGGAUGUGAUUAAGAGUGAAAACCAAAGAUUAGCAAAUUCUUCGAAAGAUAAGGAAGUUGUGACUGAAGGACCUGAUUCAGCUAAACACGUUGCAGAUGAUGGUUUGGUUGCGGUUAAGAGUGAAAGCCUAAGUGUUUUGAACAGUGAUAUGAUUGCUGGUUUCAUUGCAACUAAAGGUGAAAACCAAGGACCCGAUUCAGUUGAACAUGUUCCAAGUGAUGGUUUGGUUGUGAUUACAGGUGAAAGCCAAAGUGUUUUGAACAGUGAUAUGGUUGCUGGUUUGAUUGCUACUAAAGGUGAAAACGUACGCGUUAUGGAAAAUGAAAUGAACUGGGACACUACUGGGAAUACUGACAUCAAGACUGCGGAGGUUGUUUCAGAUAAGAAGGAUUCAAGUACUGAAAACAAUAGACGGUGUGAAACAGUUGAUGGAGAUGGAGUAGGUGUUCAGUGCAAUCUUAACUAUAAUUCUGAUGUGCUCAUCCAGAAGAAUGAGAUGAACUUGGAGGAUAGUUUAAAUGGUGACUUCAAAAAUACCAAGAUUGAUCAAGUUGAGGACUCAACUAUCAAGGGUGCUGAAAUAAUGCCAUCGUGCCAAACAGGGGAUGAAGACAGAGUAGAUGUCAAGGAUGAUUUGAAUACUCUCGAGAAAACAAAUACAAAGAAAAAUGUUUACCAACUAAACAGUCAGGCAGCAGAAGUCAGCACAACCCCAUUUAGCGAUAAGGUUGAAUCUCUAAUGAAUAAGUUGGCCUAUUUGUCACUACAUACCCCUGACGCAGCAGCAAGGAUGCCAUUCGCUAUCAAGAAUUCUUCCACUGAUUUUCUUGAUUUUUCUGAAGAAGCUGUCCAGGUAGUUGGGAAGACUGAUUUAGAUCUUCCUUCUUUAGAAAUUGAUCAUAAAGAAAACAACAAUUUAUGAGAAUGGCCAAGCAUGCUUUCAUUGCAAGGUGGUUAGGCUUCAAGUACAAGAAGGCUAGUUUCAGCAGGUGGCAAAGGCAUCAGUAUUGUAUAGCAUUUGAGGAAAGGCUUAUCUGAUGCAAGAUUCUUCUGCUUUCAGCUAAGAUCAAGGUUUUUGAGAACAUAUCUUUUUUGAUGUUCAAGUACUGAUUUGUGUCACAGAUACAUUUACAUAGAUGUAAAACCUAGAAAUCUUUUCUAGUAAGAUUUUCAAUCAAUCUCACAAGGUGCAAUUGUCUUUGCAUUAAGAAGUGUUUCAGAGAAUUAAAGUUUUCAUUAUCCACUUCAAAAGGAAAUAAGCUGGCAUUUUCUUAUUCUUUUAGAUUUUCCUUAUAAAUAGU